This is a messenger RNA of Gilbertella persicaria, 1065 nucleotides long. RefSeq lists its product as uncharacterized. The record is from RefSeq and is a predicted model, not a curated record. The transcript is spliced from 3 exons. The coding region runs from base 148 to 1065 and encodes 305 amino acids. Lineage: Eukaryota; Fungi; Mucoromycota; Mucoromycetes; Mucorales; Choanephoraceae.
GAACAGAUUGCGUAUGUUUUUGAACCUAUUGUUAAAGAAGCAGGAAAGAAUUGGCGCUUUGAAAAGUGAAAUGAAAAAGAAAAAUUGCAUAGAAAGCGAAAUCUCUGUGCGGUCAAAACCAUAGCAAGCCAGUGCACCAAAGAAAAAAUGAACAUCUCUCUGAGGAACAUCACUGAAUUGCCAGCGCAUCUUUUUAACUCACAAGAAGUCGGCAUCCUUCAACAGUUUUUUGAUUGCUACCCUUCUGACACUCACUUCAAGAAGAAUUCUAUUUGUUAUGAUCGUAAAGCGGACUCAUCGAAGCAUCUGAAGGCAUUUUAUUAUCUGACGCGAUGUUCUGAAUCUCUCUACAAUAAGUCAUUCAACUGUUUUCCUCUGAGAAGAACAUUCAUACCUAGUUAUAUGACUAUAGACACAUAUAUCGUAAACACUCAAAUUUUAAGAAACUCUGUCAUUAGCCACUUAGACAAAGAAGUAAUCUGGGGAGCCGUACUGAACAUGAAAUCCAAAGCUAUGAAGCCUCAAGGAGACAAUAAACAAAUGAAGUUUAGAGGUAUUAUUUACACAGAUGGUGUUGCCGUAUCCAUUUUGAAGCAGACCUAUGACAGUAAGAAGAAAGGUUCUGGAGGCGGCAUGCGAAAUGAUAAGAAGAUAGAAGACAUUGCUUACAUAGAAAGUCUAACUUACAAAAAUAAUUGUGUUUUGAUUGACCCCAGACGGCGUGAUGGGUUGUUCUGUAUGCACGAAAGCAGUACCGUUGAAAAGAAAAGAACUUACCGCUAUACGAGAAAUCAAAGGAACAUUAAAACAAAAACAAGAAAAUUCAUGAAACUUUGUGAAAGACUGAAACCAGAGGCCGUAAGCAAUGCAGAAGCAAUUCUUUCACGUUUAAAGUCAUCCACAGCCAUAAAAGAUCAAUACGUAGAAUAUAUAAGACAGAAAGCUACCGCGACUCAAGUUCUUCAGGAAUACUACUCGAAUGAAGACUUGCCUUUAGAAGAACCUACCAGGUCUUAUAUGACCCCUAGAGCAAAAAUGCUUAAGGAUGUUCGAAACACAGCUUAA